AUGUCGCUAAAAUCAACAAUAAUCUUUUGGAAUGAUUCGCCUCCUUCGUUUCGAUAUACUUGCGCGAGCAUCAUAAAAGACAAACUAGUGACCGGAACCAGUACAGGUAUCUGUGUGUUAUGGAAUUUCGAUCAAGAUAGAUACAUUCCCUUCUCUCUCAUGUAUGGACAUCAAACAAAGGUUACUGAUUUAUGUGAGUGCAGCUACGAUAGCGCUUCAAGCAACAGCAACAACAACAGUAUUGUCAGCAGCAACAAUAAUGGGUUGAGCCCUGGUACUACCACCAGACAGCCAUCAUCUCCGCUAUUAAAUUCUUCGUCUUCGCCACCAUCAAACUAUCCAUAUGGUUUUGAUAAUAAUAAUUGUUGUUGUAGCAUUAGUUUAGACGGUACAGUCUGUGUUUGGAAUUUAUACGAUGGUAGAUGUAUGGCUCUAUCACCAAAUUUGUUGUUUGAUGCUGUUCCUCAAUGUAUUUGUAAUCUCAACAAGUACAGUAAUUACAAUUCAAGUAUCGUUGCAAUUAGUGGCAAACACAACAUGAUUUAUUUGUUAGAUUUGAAUCGAUUGAAAAUUAUUCGAGUUUUGGAAGGACAUACCGAAUGGAUUGCUUCUCUUUCAUCAGGUCCUUUUAUUCUUUCGGACGAUACCAAAUCAAAUAGAAUCAAAUCAGUCAUGUUGAGUGUAGGAGAUGAUCACUCAUUGAAAUAUUGGUCUUUUGAACUCGAUGAAAAAUCUCAUGCCAUCAAAAAUGAAGAGCCUUUGUUUAGUAUUCAAACUCCAAUGGCAAACCAACCCAAUAACCAACAAUUUAAACCCGUUAUGGUUGCUAACAAUUAUUAUUGGUCAUUGAUUGCUGUGAUUUAUAACAAGAUUGUUUAUAUUUACACAUUCCAUUCCAUUCAACCUAUUUUUACCAUUACAUUGCAACAAACUUUGGAAUCUUUUUCCAUUUCUGACAACCCUUCUUCUCUUCCAACAAAGAAUGAAAAGUUUAAAGGAGGAAUAUUUAUUGCUAAAGAUCUGUUGUUGCUUCAUACCAGUAAGGGCAAUGCCUACAUUUAUAAGAUUCCUACAACAGGUAGACAACAACGUGUCAAGUCCAUAAUGGAUGAUAUGCUACAAUUUUAUUCAACAGCUGAUACCAGGAAAAUGAAUACAGUUCAAAGCGAAAAUAGUGAUGGUUUCAUGUACAUGGGAGAUGAAGAAGCUAAUAUGAACAAUGAUGAAAACUCUACAUUUGUGAGUGAAUCAAAUGUAGGAGACAAUAGCGAGUUCAAUCAGAAAGAAGUUAGUGUUGUUGAUGAAAUCAAGUCUGAAAAGAUGGAAACACGCUCCACAGCAGAAUCUGAAACCACUGAUAACUCUCGAUCAAAGAGAGUCAAAAAUUUACAAUUAAUUGUUCCAGAAAGAACAGCCAUACCACAAUCAAAGAGCAAUACCUCUCUAAACGAUGCCUCUCCUGAGACACCAUCAACCUCAGAUAUUGACCUUUCAACAAAUGAUCUCACGUCCAUUGGCGCAGCCAUUGAAAGAGCGUUUUCUACAUCAAUCAUGGACGCUUUACAAAUAUCCUCUUCACCAUCCACACCUAAUUUUGAUAGACUUUUGCAACAAAAAGAACAACCAAAGAUUAUCAGCACUAUUGACGGAUGCAUUUCAGAAAAUGACCCUUAUGGCGAUUUUGUUUGGCAAUAUGAUCCAAUUAGUCGAAUUCUUUUGCGUGUGAACAAUGGAAUUAUUAGAGCGUGGAAAGUAUCCAUCUCAGCUUCAACAUCUUUUGUUGAAAUUACACUAUUAUCUGAUGAUAAUGUACUUGCAAAAGGGUGGGGUCAAGAAAAUCCACAUGAAAGUGUUUGCCCAACUGUAAAGUCUCCAAUUAGUGUCUCUCAUUUUGCUGUAGAGAGAAUUUCACCCUGCCUCAUUCGUGGGUACUACAAUGGAGAUAUUCACAUUCAAUACAUUACCAUGAACGGCCAAGGAAAUAAUGUCGCAAAAGAGCUAUAUAUUCCAAAAGCACACAAAAAACGUGUAACAACUCUCCUAGUUAUGAGUGAUGAUGAUAAUAACCCACUUCUCGUAUCUGGAAGCGCUGAUUAUAGCAUCAAAGUAUGGCAGUUGGAUUCCACCGACUUGGAAUAUCACAAAUUAUUAAGAGUAUUCAAUUACCAUUCAGGAAAGGUUGAUCUUUUAUUUGUUCCUCCAAGAACGAUUCGUAGAAAAUUACAAAAUUGUUUCUGCUCACUCUCUGAUGAUGACCACAGUGUUAUUUUGUACAGCAUCAAGACCUUAGAUGUUAUCCAUAUAUUGGGAGGCCAUGGAAGUACUGUAGUAGCCAUUUACUGGAGAAGCGAUUUAGAUUAUUUAUUAGUUCAAUGCAGCGAUGGCUCAGUUUGUGUUUGGAGCAUAAGUACUGGACUUUUAGAGCGUAGAGUUGUUGGCUAUGUUGCCAAGUCUCUCAUCAAAACUAGUGAACAAUCAAGUAUGAUCAGUGGUAGUUUCAAUCAAUCGGAUGCAGGUGCAUCCUCUGUCUCUGGCGGAUUAAGCUCUUCAUCAGGAGGAAUUGUUAAGUUAUCCUUUUCGAAGCAAUCAGCGACAUCAGAGGCCUAUAACAAAUCGAAAGGAUUUAUUGAGUCUAUAUCUUUGCAAGUGAAUCAACAAACUCCAGAUAUUCAAUUACUUACCAUCAGUAUUAGAAAACUUGUUACCUUUAUUAACACAAAGAAAGAUUUACUUUUGAAAUAUUUUAGUGAUGGACCAAUGGAGUCUUCCAUUGAUGACGAUGAGUCAGAGACAAAAUUGAACGAUAGGAACAUGUCAGGCUUGCUGUGUUCUCUAUCUUAUAUUUUACAAUAUGGUAAUGAUCCAUCUAUUGUUCAACUUAGACAAGAGAUUGACAUUGCUAUGAAGAAAAUUCAAAAAGCUCGCACAAGAGACCAAACUAAGACUCAAGAUUUACAAAUGGAACCAAUGAUCAAUUUAUUACCUUUUCCAAAAGGGUUUAUUGGUUUAAAGGGAGCAGGGGAGUGUUAUUCUCUAAUUGUACCAGAGAUGAGUAGUCGAUGCCAUCCUUUCAUUUUCUCUCCAGUUCUUUCAUCCAUCUAUUUGAUUGGUACUGUAGCUGUUUUGAACGCUAUUGCCAAUAACCUUCCUGCAAGUUUUAAAUUCCAAAAGGUUUGCAAUGAUUGCAUUUCCUAUUAUUUGAAUCAAAUUCAUACAGGAUUUGACAAUUUCCAUGAACCUUCAUUCUUGUGGUGUGCUCAAUUCUUGAAAGAUCCAUCUAAGGAUAUUCAACAAGCUGCCAGAUCCGUCAUGUACAGUGUUUUACAACGCAUGGAAGGUGUUCAACACAAAUUAUUGGCUGAAAAAUUGGCGAACAUGCUCAUUGAAAGUUCCAACAAGAUGACAUCUUCUGGUAACAAACAAAUUAAUGCUCAAAGACAAAACGUUGUGGUUGCAUUGGCUUUACUUGCCUAUAGAGCACCAAGAGCUGUCGAUGGAAGAAUUGCAACCAUUACUGCUAUGGAGUUGAUUGAUAUCUUGGAAAAGGGUGGACCUCAACAUAGUACUGCAAUUACUUUGUUGGGAGAUGGUUAUUCUAUUUGGAAAUACUACAUUCCAGAUGCCAUGGGUUUCUGUCGACAACUUUUUCAAUUAUCUCUUCCAGCAUUAACAUCACAAGCACCUUCCAACUCGAACACGGAAGUGAGUCAACUCUCUGUCGAUUCAUUACAAGCAUUUGUCAAUAUGGCAAGCGCAGAUACUCGACUUUAUAUUGAUUUCAUUAACAAUAUUAUUUCAAAUGCUCAACAAACCAGUACAACCACUCUCAAUGCAUCUAUUAGCUCACUCUAUCCUGUCAUGCAAAGACAUCCCAAAUGUUUAAUGGAUCAUUUGGUAGUACUAACUUCACUGCUUCUCAAAGUUUUAGAUCCACACUUCCCUGCCAUUCGAGAUGUGUGUAUGGCAAAUUCUACAAAUAUUUUACGUUUCAUGGUUGAGAUUUAUCCAAUGGUAUCUUUCCAUCAAGAAAAACAAAAACUUGCGAUUGGAGCAACAGAUGGAACUGUUGUAAUUUAUGAUAUGCGUACUGCAAGCAAAUGGCAGUUAUUUGAAGCUCACACCAAAUCUCCUGUUCAUGCAUUAAGUUUCUCACCAAAUGGUCAACUUUUAUGUACAUUCAGUGCUGUUGAAAAAACAUGUAAAGUAUGGAAUACAGAUGGUGGUAGUGGAGGUGCAAUUUUACAACUCCUUGGAGUGAGCAAUAGAAAUGUCAAAACCUUUACCAUUGAUUCCAUGUAUGUGAAAAAUCAACUCAAACCAAUGGAAAUUCUCAAGUUUGUGAGAUUUGAAUGGGACAACAACAAGACAUUCUCGUUGAAACCAGGAAAGAAUUUGAAUAAGGUUUCCUUCAGAUUGUAA
This is a messenger RNA of Naegleria lovaniensis, 4419 nucleotides long. RefSeq lists its product as uncharacterized. The record is from RefSeq and is a predicted model, not a curated record. The coding region runs from base 1 to 4419 and encodes 1472 amino acids. Gene Ontology annotation, cellular component: cytoplasm. NCBI's taxonomy places the organism in Eukaryota, Heterolobosea, Eutetramitea, Acrasida, Naegleriidae. Gene Ontology annotation, molecular function: protein binding. The transcript has a single exon.